AUGGCGGCAGUCGGUGGGCCGGCCAGGCAAUCACGGGGGGUGUCCAUGAGUGUCUCGAUGUCACUGGUACAGGGUGGUGCGGCCGGUGCCCCGCAAGGUGCCAUCCUGGCGGCGGCGGCCCCCUUCUUCCAACCGCCAGCCGUCCCGCAGGACGUGCAACCGGAUCGACCGAUCGGUUACGGAGCUUUCGGUGUUGUAUGGGCUGUCACCGAUCCCCGCGAUGGGCGCCGGGUCGCACUCAAGAAGCUGCCCAACGUGUUCCAGUCGCUCGUUUCCUCGAAGCGCGUGUUUCGCGAGCUGAAGAUGCUCUGUUUCUUCAAGCACGAAAACGUUCUCUCUGCACUGGACAUUCUACAGCCGCCGCAUUUGGAUUUCUUCCAGGAAAUCUACGUGAUUACGGAGCUGCUUCAGUCGGAUUUGCACAAAAUCAUCGUUUCGCCGCAGCACCUGUCCGCUGACCACAUCAAAGUGUUCCUGUAUCAGAUCCUGCGCGGUCUGAAGUACCUACACUCGGCGCGCAUCCUGCACCGUGACAUCAAGCCCGGCAACCUGCUGGUGAACAGUAACUGUGUCCUGAAGAUUUGUGAUUUCGGACUGGCGCGCGUCGAGGAACCGGAUCAAUCGAAGCACAUGACACAGGAAGUCGUGACCCAGUACUACCGGGCGCCCGAGAUUCUGAUGGGCGCCCGCCACUACUCGGCCGCCGUCGACGUCUGGUCGGUUGGGUGUAUCUUCGGGGAGCUGCUCGGUCGCCGCAUCCUAUUUCAGGCGCAAAGCCCCGUCCAGCAGCUGGAACUAAUCACCGAGCUGCUCGGAACGCCGUCGCUCGAGGAUAUGCGGCAUGCGUGCGAAGGCGCCCGGACUCACAUGCUCCGGAGGGCACCGAAACCGCCGUCGCUGUCCGCGCUCUACACCCUCAGCACCCAUGCCACACACGAAGCCGUACAUCUGCUCUGCCAAAUGCUUGUCUUCGAUCCGGACAAGAGAAUAUCCGUGAUCGAUGCACUGGCGCACCCAUACGUCGACGAGGGUCGACUGCGUUACCAUUCCUGCAUGUGCAAGUGCUGCUACACUACCUCCGCCGGGAUGCGCCAGUAUACGGGCGAGUUCGAACCAUCCGCCACCCAAGCGUUCGAUGAUCUCUGGGAGCGCAAGCUGACGUCCGUGCAGCAGGUGAAAGAGGAGAUGCACAAAUUCAUUGCCGAGCAGCUGCAAACCGGUCGGGUGCCGUUGUGCAUAAACCCCCAGAGCGCCGCAUUCAAAAGCUUCGCCAGCUCCACCGUAGCUCACCCUUCCGAACUGCCACCGUCGCCGCACCAAUGGGAAUGACACAAUGAAGCGAUGGCCGCGUAAAAUGGAACGAUGCGCGAAAGCGAUGACAACGACCAUCCAUCCUCCCUUUCAGGCCAAGCAAUGAUCGAAAUGGCGCCAAGAAAGGUACAAGAAAGCCUAUUAACAUCGCACCUACAAUCGGUUGAGAAGCUCUAUGGCUAGUCUCACUCAACGCUCACCACAGCGAUCGCAGCCUGGGGGGUGUGGUGUGGCAUUCGAGUGGGAGAACCAGUGCCGCAGCUGUUAUGUUACGACCCACCACAAUCGCUAUGGCACGGUCUACUUUACGCCAGCAACAACAACAGCAGCGGCAGCAAUUUGACAACGGUAUCCCUUCCUACCACCAGUUGCAUCAUCUUUUUCACGGCAAACAGGAAGAACCACGGUGGUGUGACGCCAACGGAACCAAAGUGUAAUACUACUGACGCACGAGAAGAAUUGGAUACUAAUUUAAAUAGUUCAUCUCUACCUACCCGGUAGCAAAUCUGACACACCAUUUUGGACAUGAAUUUACGUUAAUGAACUCUACGCCCCCUUGGUCUCUGUUUGUCUGGUGGCGGUGGGCUCUCAAGAUAGCUGAUCACCAUCAUACUGCAUGCAGAAAUUGACUCUUGACGAUACUAUCGAACUCGUUUUAGUUAUACACAUUAGUUCGGAGCGCCGCAGAUGCUCUUGCAGAAAGUUACACACGUAUUUUGCUCGCUCCCUCAAACCAUAACAUACGAAUAGAGCAACCUACCAGACUGUUUCGCAGUGUUAUUUGCAAUGAGAUGAGUUGAGCAGAGGUUUGCAAAAACUGGUGUUUCGGGUGACCAUCCCGAGCGCCACAAGCAAAGGAAAGGGGAUGUACGGAUUUCAUCCGAUCGACCCGCAAUUGUAAAUAAUAGACUCUAAGCAUCAUAUGAUUGAUUUCAAAACUAGCAAAAUCAUUUCUCAAUCUGCUGCUGCUCAUCCUUUUACCCAUUGUAGCUUUUAAAAGAAAAGUAUCUACAUUUCUUAAGAUUGGUUUAAGCUUAACCGGAGCGGGGUGUAUGAAUGAAGGAAGAAUAGUACGGUGGACUAACGCGCAUACUAUACCUUUAAACGAGCAUAUUGUCAGUGGAGAUUACAUCGUAUCAAUAAGCCAGUUUACAACAAUUGUGUUCAGUCAAAAUGAAAGAGAGGUCGAGGAGGUCGGAAAGCCUACCAAUUCAGGCACAGGUUGAUGAAACCGGGCAAUGAAGGCAUCCUAAAUGCCGCGUUCUGCAACCAACCAUGGGUUUUAGUUAAAAAGAAACAGCCAUCGCUGCCGUGCGAAACGUGCGAAACUGCCACUGCAGUGGAGAGCAAAAGCAAAUGGAUACACACAGCGUCAUUGCGCCGCCGACGAAUCGCAAAUAUGUUCGUAAGAUCUCAUUAUUAGUGUUUUCUUCCUUCCUGUUUUAUUGACGUAAUUAGACGUGUUAGACUAUUGUUUUUUCGACACAGAGCAACAAAUCUGGUAUGUCUUAUGCUUUUGUAUAAGUUCUCCUUCGAACAUCAGCAAGCACGUGGAAUGAAGCUGCAGCGAAAUGUUUUAUGGUAAUGUUAAGCGACCGGCACGCAGCGUGUUAUCGAAAUGGGAAAGCAUGCGUGCUAACAGAUAAUUAGCAAAAUGACGAAAAACAUAUGAUCAUGGAAGGAUGGUGACACUGUAUGGUUGCUGUUGCUAUUAAAUCAUGAGAAGGCAAUCCGGGGCGUGUACAGCUGUAAUUUGGGAAAAAGGAAUGAUAGUAACGUUGCUCCGCACUAACGACUAACCGCUAGAGGUAUUAAAAGAAAAUCAGAAAAUCGUAGUGAUCAACACAGUAAAAAUGUAUCGCAAAAUGAAAUCCUUAUGGUUAAUGUCUUUGCUAAAACGAUGGCUGCGUGCGUUAGCGUAUGGGUUGCGUUCUUCCGUGCAGUUAUCGCUAGAUGGCGCUGCUGUACAUUGAGUCCGACGACGAUUCCGACGGAACAUUUGAGGAAUGAGAAACAACGAUUUAGUGUAUCUUUUUCGAGUUUUCGGUUCUCUUUGGUUUGAUUGGCGAUUUUCUUUUCAUGUUCUGUGUUUAUUUUUAGUCAAUUUUACUCUCGAUGAAAAAGCACCCGGUUGAACCAACAAUAACGGUGAUUGGACCGAUGGUUCGCGUAGAUCGACUAUGCAUUGUCCGUGUAGUGUAAUCGAGAACUGUGUAACGGAAUAGCUUUAGUUACGAUGGGCAGAGUGUUUAGGACAAAUAUUGGUACAUUACUAGGACAGAACUGAAACGAACCACUUGGAGGUGCACCACUUGACAGAGGCGCAUCUUCAUUACGAAACACUAUGUGUUCUUCUGUUUACUUUGUGUAAAGCAUCAGCAUGUUUAAGCGAACCCGCGGGGAAAGUAAAGACAAACGCAUUGUCAGCAACUCCUAAUUGGAUCUACUGAGCGCAGCGCCACGAAUGCUGAAGCACUAUUCUCCCGACACAAACACACACACUGCGCCCACAAACGGGACAAAGUUUAAGCACUGAUUUAGAUGUAAACGAUAGCGAUCAGUUAGGAGAGGAGUUAGUAAUCGAACAUGCCAGCGGCGGCCCCGUAGCUUUAUAAGAAUGUGUAUAUUUGAUAAGAGAAAGGACUGGACGGGUGGGUGUAGAAUUACGGAAGAGUGAGGAAACGGUCAAUGAUGGGGUGGAACCGGUUAAGAGGAGAAAGAGUGAGAGGAGAGAGAGAAUGCGAGACACGUACACAAAU
Messenger RNA from Anopheles cruzii, 4070 nucleotides. It is a transcript of the gene nmo, whose product is annotated as serine/threonine-protein kinase NLK. The record is from RefSeq and is a predicted model, not a curated record. Gene Ontology annotation, cellular component: cytoplasm; nucleus. Gene Ontology annotation, biological process: protein phosphorylation; intracellular signal transduction. Bases 1 to 1329 code for a protein of 442 amino acids. The transcript has 9 exons. Gene Ontology annotation, molecular function: MAP kinase activity; ATP binding. Lineage: Eukaryota; Metazoa; Arthropoda; Insecta; Diptera; Culicidae.